Teleopsis dalmanni is the source of this 704-nucleotide messenger RNA. Its product is annotated as protein D2-like. NCBI's taxonomy places the organism in Eukaryota, Metazoa, Arthropoda, Insecta, Diptera, Diopsidae. Bases 45 to 611 code for a protein of 188 amino acids. The transcript is spliced from 2 exons. The record is from RefSeq and is a predicted model, not a curated record.
UAAUAUAAAAAAUUAUAGAAUUGUUACAAAAAAUAAUCUCUAAAAUGGCUCAAGAGAAUAAAUUAGAUAAAAUGUUUAAGAAACAUAAAGUUCUACCAGAUGUAGUUCAACAAUUACCCGGACAAUCAUUGCAAAUCAACUACAGUGGUGGUCAAAACGUUGAUUAUGGUAAUGUUCUAACCCCUACUCAAGUUAAAUCUCCUCCAAAGGUUGUUUGGGAUGCAGAAGCUGAUACUUUUUACACUCUUAUUAUGACUGAUCCAGAUGCUCCAAGUCGUGCAGAACCCAAGUUUCGUGAAUGGCAUCAUUGGUUGGUUACAAAUAUACCAGGUAGUGCUAUUGAUCAGGGUGAUGUGCUAACUGAGUACGUUGGUUCAGCACCGCCUAAAAAUACUGGCUUACAUCGGUAUGUAUUUCUCCUCUACAAGCAACCGGGUAAGGUUCAAUUUAAUGAACCAAAUAUAUCAAAGACCUCUGGAUCGAACCGUGGCAAGUUUAGUGCUAAGAAGUUCUCUGCAAAAUACAAACUUGGUGAUCCAAUUGCUGCUAACUUUUAUCAAGCUGAAUAUGAUGAUUAUGUCCCCACUGUAUAUAAGCAAUUAAAAGGAUAAUUUUGAUUGGCAUCUGAAUAUAUUUCUAAAAUUUCUUAUUUGUGAAUUAUAAAGUUUUAAAUUUGAAUAAAUUAUAUGUUAUAUGAGUUAAUA